Hyaloscypha bicolor E is the source of this 857-nucleotide messenger RNA. RefSeq lists its product as uncharacterized. The transcript has a single exon. Bases 120 to 608 code for a protein of 162 amino acids. The record is from RefSeq and is a predicted model, not a curated record. NCBI's taxonomy places the organism in Eukaryota, Fungi, Ascomycota, Leotiomycetes, Helotiales, Hyaloscyphaceae.
GCUCAGUUAAUACUUUGCGAGUCUAAUAAUCAGAGAGACCCACACACUAUAUUAGUCUUCCUGUACUUUACGUACAAUCCAAUCUCUAGACCAUUUGCUUCCUCAACAUCCUAUUGGGCAUGGCAGAGGGAAACAAAUAUCAAUCUCACGGAUCACGUGCUAAUGUACUCCUUUGGAAAGCUUCUGAAGCGAACAAGUCUAACGAGCAAGUCCAAACGAGCACUGCAUUUAGCACAUCGCUGCUUUUUCAUCUCAUCCAUCGCAAAAAAAAUACACAGGAUAGCUGGGCCAUUCUCUCCCAGAACUACCUGACUCGUGUUCACAGAUUACUCCCGUUGGUCCAUCCCCACCCACGGUUCCGUGUGGAGGGACAGAGAUCUCGCCUCGCCCCCUCGGUGAUCCGGAGGCCAACACGGAUGCCGCCACCAUCUCCUAGGUCAAGCCACGCCGUCUCUCCGGCUGCGGGGAAGUCUAUUGCAUUGGAGGAGAGGAGGUUCCGGGGUUGCUCUAGUAACUCUAGUUUCAAUGGUGAGUCCCCAGAUCAGCCCAGAUUGACCCUCCAUCAGGACGAAUGGCCUUACUUUGGUGGAUCUACAGCUGCUGGAUAAACGGAAGAAUCGGGGCCAAGCCUCAAAAGCCACUUGCGAAAAUGUCGUUGAGAUCUGCAUUGUAUUGGCGCUGGUGCGGAACGAUCCCUUCCCUGCAUCGAGACAACAUGCAUUUUUCUACCCCGGGCAAUUUUCCCUCCGUUUUGAAUAAUAAUAGCUUUGAUGUAUGUUUCGCUACAGUAAUGUCUAUGUCCGAAGCUAUCUUCGGCGCCGGCUAUCGCCGAAAGCUCUGACGAAAUGGCCUUUUGC